Messenger RNA from Salvelinus namaycush (lake trout), 3731 nucleotides. Its product is annotated as rho GTPase-activating protein 27-like. The coding region runs from base 1 to 3228 and encodes 1075 amino acids. The transcript is spliced from 19 exons. Lineage: Eukaryota; Metazoa; Chordata; Actinopteri; Salmoniformes; Salmonidae. Gene Ontology annotation, molecular function: protein binding. Gene Ontology annotation, biological process: regulation of GTPase activity; signal transduction. The record is from RefSeq and is a predicted model, not a curated record. Gene Ontology annotation, cellular component: cytoplasm.
AUGGCGAUGGUGCAGGUGGAGUUUGAGUAUGAGUACACAGCCAAGGACGGGGCUCUGGUCUCCAUCAAGCCCAACGAAAGGUACAUCCUGGUCUCCAGGACCAAUGACUACUGGUGGCAUGUCCAGAAGGACCAGAGGACCAAACCCUUCUAUAUCCCUGCCAAGUAUGUGAGGGAGCUCUCUGUGAAGACCCAGGGCCCACUGGACCUCACUAAUUCUGGGACUCAGAGUCGCACAUUCUUGCAGUCAACGACUGACAGAGAGCCACUGGACAUGUCUAACAAAGGUCAAAGGUCAGACGCUGUGACGAAGGUCCGCAUGUCCACGGAUCACUCUGCGAGAGCCACCACUCACAGGAUGUCCACGUUCGGGGUAUCACAAGACAUUGAUGAAAUCAAGCAUUAUGAGCACAUGAAGACCAUGGUGGGACUGCAGACCUCCAAUAACGAGACUAGAGAUAUCCCGCCACAUGAUCUGAAGAGGCGAAGUUUAGCUCCAGGUUUCUCAUUCACCUCAGCCUCAGACGCUCAAGGUGAGACUCUGGCCUCUGGAACAGAUGAGACUCCAGGGGAGACUCUGGCCUCUGGACCAGGUGAGACUCCAGGUGAGACUCUGGCCUCUGGAACAAGUGAGACUCCAGGUGAGACUAUGGCCUCUGGAACAGGUGAGACUCCAGGUGAGACUCUGGCCUCUGGAACAGAUGAGACUCCAGGUGAGACUCCAGAUGAGACACUGGCUUCUGGAACAGGUCAGACUCCAGGUCAGACUCUGGCUUCUGGAACAGGUCAGACUCCAGGUGAGACUCUGGCCUCUGGAACAGAUGAGACUCUGGCCUCUGGAACAGGUGACACUCCAGGUGCGACUCUGGCCUCUAGAAUAGGUGAGACUCUGGCCUCUGGAACAGAUGAGACUCUGGCCUCUGGAACAGGUGACACUCCAGGUGAGACUCUGGCCUCUGGAACAGAUGAGACUCUGGCCUCUAGAACAGAUGAGACUCCAGGUGAGGCUCUGGCCUCUGGAACAGGUGAGACUCCAGGUGAGACUCUGGCCUCUGGAUCAAAUGAGACUCCAGGUGAGACUCUGGCCUCUGGAACAGGUGAGACUCCAGGUGAGACUCUGGCCUCUGGAACAGGUGAGACUCCAGGUGAGACUCUGGCCUCUGGAACAGGUGAGACUCCAGGUGAGACUCUGGCCUCUGGAACAGGCUUGGCUCUCUGUUGCAUGAAGCAUUUUGACUGUGACUCAGUGUCACUUAGCCUCAACCUGGUCAAGGAGAGUGUCCAGAACGCCGUGUACGUCAAUGUAGCGGAGCUCGGCAGAAACAUCUCUGAGUCCCCUCCCUCAGCCUUCAACCCUCCCUGCACUCCUCCAUACCUGGACUCUAAGGGAUGGGAGGUGCACACUGACCAGGAGAGUGGACGGGAGUACUACUACCACCCCGAAUCGGGGCAGACCACCUGGGACAACCCCUACAUAGACCUUGAGGCUCCCGCCGAGGUGUCUGUGUGUUCGCCCUCCUCUCAGUUCCCCUCCCUGUCCCCCACCUCCGCCUCCCCCCCUGCAUGGACCUCUGACUGGAAGCAGUGUUUGGAUGUGACUAGCGGCCGCCAGUACUUCUACAACCCAGUAUCGGGGGAGACGUCUUGGGAGCCCCCAGAGCCACAGUGCCCCUACCCCCCUCUGAUGGAGCCUCUGAGUGGGCUCCGGUCUCUGGAGGAAGGGCCGCCUCCCCUGCCUGAGGAGGACUACCAAGCAGAUGACUACCAAGCAGAUGACUACACAGCCGAGGUUGACCUACCAGAAGAGGAGUUGUUGGCUGUGUCCCCUGUGACCCCUCACUCCUUCCCUAAGGACUACACCCCCAGCCAUGUGACCCGGGCAGUCAUCCCCAGGGCCAGCCUGGACAGGAGCGCCCCAACGGGCUGGAACCUCAACAUAGACCCUGAUGGGACUUGGGUGUUCUCCAACAGACACUCACCUGAUCAGUGGAUCAAAUCGUUGGAUGACAGAGGACUGACGUACUACUACCUUAGUGAUGGCUCCAGAUCCCAGUGGAACCUGCCUGAGGCCCCUGUAGUGUCAGGCCAGUCCAAGGUGGGGAACAGUGUUAAGCUGGACAGGGUCUCUUUAACGGUCAUGAAGAACUGGAGACACACCAUGGGUGCAACUUAUGUCAGCUCAGCCCUGCAGGAGGUGAUCAAGUCCAAUCAGAUCGUCCCAGAGGUCACGGUGGAUCUACGAGGGGCAAAGAUUGGCUGGGCUCCCAGGGAUAAAUCCAGCAAAAAGAAUGUUGUAGAAUUGAAAGACAGAAAUGGCGUUGAGUUUCUGCUACAGUAUGACACUGAGAGUAUCAUCAACGACUGGCACAAAGUUCUAAUGGACAGCAUACGACAGCUGGACCAGGAACACCACCAAUCUGAGGAGGAGGAUGGGGACGUCAGUGAGAAGUCCUACAGUAUAGCCAGAGAUCAGAGGUCACCAGGUACCAUGGACAGGAGGAGGAGGUCUUCCAGACCGAGCACGGCCACCUCCUCUGGGGGAGAGACCGAACAGAAGAAGGUUCGUACCAAGCUGAUGAAGUUCCUCCUGAAACGACCCACACUGCAGUUCGUCAAGGAGAAGGGUUACAUCCGAGACAAUGUGUUUUGCUGUCAUCUGGCUGCACUGUGUGCCCAGGAGAAAACUACAAUCCCCAGCUUUGUGGAGAAAUGUAUUCGAGCAGUGGAAAAGAGAGGUCUGGACAUGGAUGGACUCUACAGAGUCAGUGGGAACCUAGCUGUCAUUCAGAAACUACGCUUCAAGGCAGAUCAUGAGGAGCUGGACCUGGAGGAUGGCCAGUGGGAGGACAUCCACGUUAUCACAGGGGCUCUGAAGCUGUUCUUCAGGGAGCUUCCUGAACCCCUUUUCCCCUUCAGUCACUUCAGCCGCUUCAUCCAGGCCAUCAGAACUGUUGAUUACCACCUCAAAGUGUCUUUCAUGCGAGAGCUUGUUGAGUCUCUCCCUCGGCCAAACCAUGAUACCAUGGAACUCCUCUUCAGCCAUUUACGCAAAGUGAUAGAGUAUGGAGAGGAGAACCGUAUGACUGUGCAGAACGUGGCUAUCGUCUUUGGUCCCACGCUGCUCCGGCCAGAGAUGGAGUCAGCCAAUAUCACCAUGCACAUGGUUUUCCAGAACCAGAUAGUGGAGCUAAUCCUCAACCAAUACGAAUACAUCUUCCAUUCCAGUUGAACCAAUGGUAAGCAUCUGUCAGUCAGAGGACGGGUCAAAUUAAGCAAUAUUGCAGGAGGGGAAAAAACACAAUCACUACCGCACAGAGGGUGCAUCCAACUAAUCUUUCCUUCUUUCUAAAGUGUGCACUUGUUCACUACUCUGCACACAUUGGAUUGGUGUAGCAUGGACUAGAGGGAGUUUAAAUAUAGGCCUACCUGUCAUUUCCUUUCAAAUCCAUGAAGGGAAGGGAACAAGCGCACACUACAGGAGAAGAGAGAUUGGGAGGCAACCACGGAGAAGCUAGUUGAAGGGGAUGUCAAAUAUUUGCACUGCAUUUAUUGUAAUAUCUUCAUUGGAUAAUCAUUAACCAAUUCAGAUUGUUCUCUGAAUUUCUGCAACUCAUUGCAUUCCUCAUUGUGAAAUAGCACACCUGCUCAAGGCAUCACUUAUGUGCAAUCUAAAAAGACAUGUGGGUUGCUAUAGGCCUACUUUGAAAUCUUCCUUUCAUGUAGAAAUGUAAC